Ilex paraguariensis (yerba mate) is the source of this 375-nucleotide messenger RNA. The record is from the annotation of a GenBank genome assembly. NCBI's taxonomy places the organism in Eukaryota, Viridiplantae, Streptophyta, Magnoliopsida, Aquifoliales, Aquifoliaceae.
AUGUUGGAAUAUCCAUGCUUGGAGAAAGAAAAAGAACAGAAAAAUAAGAGCGCAAAUGGUGGACAUGUAUACAAUCAUGUGUGUAUUCAUUUGAGGUGUGUGAUUUUGAGUAAGGAGUUAAGAAGAGGCAUGCAUGCCGCGCCAGCAAGAAAAAAUGACUUGAACCACAUGGUUUCUGUGCUUGCUGAUGACAUCCUAAAGAACGUAGAAUAUGAUGCCUUGAGGAUUGUUUUCAACAAGUUCCAGUCGGUUGUGUCCUUUGUGCCGACAGUGGCAACCUUAUUGUCUCCUGAGGUUGUGGAGAAAGAAGCUAAAUCUGGGGGAAAGCUUAGUGAGUUGGAUUCCUAUGAGAUUGGAGGUGACGAAACAAAGUAA